Molecule: messenger RNA, 1890 nt
Organism: Topomyia yanbarensis
Lineage: Eukaryota; Metazoa; Arthropoda; Insecta; Diptera; Culicidae
Exons: 1
Coding region: 1-1890 (629 amino acids)
Biological process (GO): DNA integration
Molecular function (GO): nucleic acid binding
Source: RefSeq, a predicted model, not a curated record
AUGAAGCUAAAAACCUACUUCUGGGCGGAUUCCACGUGUGUACUACGUUGGCUUCGAGCCACUCCAACAAAAUGGGUCACCUACGUUGCCAAUCGUGUUGCAAAAAUACAAUCCAUCACCGAAGGAUGCUUCUGGGGACACGUGCCUGGAGUCGAAAAUCCAGCAGACCUGAUUUCCAGGGGAAUAUCGCCAGAAGACAUCUUGGAAAAUAAUUUCUGGUGGAAUGGACCGAAUUGGUUGGAAGCGGACCCGACAAGAUAUCCAAAACAACCGGAGAACUCAACCGAAAUCGGAGAAGAAGAAAGACGACACACUAUCGUGGCGAAUUCUGCUGCAUCACUGGCCGCGUUCAACGAGGACUACUUUAAACGGUUUGCAUCUUACACCGACGUGAUUCGCCGGACUGCGUAUUGGCUGCGGUUGAUUAAGCUUCUUCGUAAACCCAGGCACGAGCGAAGGGAUGGUUCCUUCCUCUCUACCGCUGAACUUCGAGAAGCAGAAUACACGCUAAUCAGACGAGUACAAGAGGAAAUGUUCGCCGAAGAGUGGAAGGCUUUGCGGAAAGGCCAGCAUAUGCCAGCGAAAUCUCCGUUACGAUGGUAUAACCCAUAUUUAUCCAAGGACGGAAUUAUCAGAGUAGGUGGUCGAAUCAGCAAAUCCGAAGAAGCUGACGAUGCCAAACAUCCAAUUCCUUUACCCGCUCGUCAUGUUUUCACUCGUAUGCUAUUGAAGCAUUACCACGAGCGCCUUCUACACGCAGGUCCCCAGCUUCUAUUGGGUACGGUAAGGUUGCGUUAUUGGCCUUUAGGAGGGAGAGACGUCGUUAGACAGAUCGUCCACAAAUGUCUACGAUGUUUUCGUGCUAAGCCAACCAGAAUUCAGCAAUUCAUGGGGGAGCUGCCAGCAUCCAGAGUUACAGUAUCACGUCCAUUCUCCCGAGCUGGCGUCGAUUAUUUCGGUCCAGUUUAUCUUCGACCAGCACCGCGACGGCCCGCUGUGAAAGCCUAUGUCGCGCUUUUCAUGUGCCUGUGUACCAAGGCCGUUCAUCUAGAGCUUGUUUCGGAUUUGUCGACUAAUCGGUUCCUUCAAGCUUUACGUCGAUUUGUCGCGAGACGAGGGAAAUGUACCGACAUAUUUUCGGAUAACGGCACUAACUUCGUCGGGGCUAGGAACAAACUGCGAGAGUUCCUUAUGCUAUUAAAGGACAAAACCCAUCGAGAAGCGGUGUCUACGGCUUGUGCUACAGAAGGCAUUCAAUGGCAUUUUUCACCACCUAGCGCCCCACAUUUCGGAGGCCUCUGGGAGGCAGCAGUUCGAUCUGCUAAAAAACACCUACUGAAGGUCAUCGGUGAAAAUCCGGUAUCACCGGAAGAUUUUACAACACUACUCGUGCAGGUGGAAGGAUGCCUCAAUUCCCGACCGCUAACGUCCAUGUCAGAAGAUCCCAAUGAUCUAGAACCGUUGACGCCAUCGCACUUCCUUGUCGGAGCCUCGCUUCAAGCCCUUCCUGAACCCAAUCUUGAAAAUGUUCAGCUCAACCGUCUGAAUAAAUGGCAGUUAAUGCAAAGUAAGCUUCAAGAUUUUUGGCGCAGAUGGCGCCGGGAAUACCUGUGCCAACUCCAAGCUAGGACCAAACGCUGGAACCCACCAGUUCAAAUCGAGGUGGGCAAGCUGGUCGUGAUCCAAGACGACAAUCUGCCCCCAAUGCGAUGGAGAAUGGGAAGGACACACAAACUCCAUCCUGGCGACGAUCAGGUAGUACGCGUCGUUACCGUCAAAACAGCUGGUGGAAUGCUAACACGCCCUGAAGAAAAAUUAUGCAUUCUACCGCUACCAGACUCCGAUGAUGACGUCAAGGCAGAGGACAACCCAUCCAACAGUCUGGUGUAA